Molecule: messenger RNA, 3420 nt
Organism: Colossoma macropomum (tambaqui)
Lineage: Eukaryota; Metazoa; Chordata; Actinopteri; Characiformes; Serrasalmidae
Gene: mta2
Product: metastasis associated 1 family, member 2
Exons: 18
Coding region: 750-2750 (666 amino acids)
Biological process (GO): negative regulation of transcription by RNA polymerase II
Cellular component (GO): NuRD complex; nucleoplasm
Molecular function (GO): sequence-specific DNA binding; chromatin binding; transcription coactivator activity
Source: RefSeq, a predicted model, not a curated record
UUCCAAAACCUAAGAACUCGAUAAUUGAUAGUCCUUCUAAUCUGCUGACCUUUUUCAGAUAGUUACAGGUAAGGAGCAGUCACCGGACUUCACCCUGAGCCCACUACCGCUGUGCGUAUAAACAUCGGAGCACAUAAUGACAGUAAUAAUAAACACGCGCCGUGUCGGCGGAUCUCCGUCUGCUCUGUUUCAUCUCCGAGUUCGGUGGAUCUCGAGAUCGCGCCGAGUUCUAAGUGACGUUGCGAGCUUCCGAAGAUGACGUUUAAGAAAAAAAAGGGGGAGGAGGGGUGAGCGGAGCGGAGGUGAAGAAGAGGAUGAUGAAGCUGGGAGAGCGGAGGAUGGGAGGAAGAGUAGAGUGAGUGAGAGAGAUAGAGAGAGAGAGAGAAGACAGGCUGGCUAGCCGAUGACUGUGGGUGCCUGCCUGCGAGGCUGAGUGUGUGGCCGGUCGGUCGGUCGGUCGGUGGGAGUUGUGGAGGGACGGACUGCAUCGUUAACUACCGGAUUGGAACAAAAGCAGCGCGUUUUAAACCUGCGGAGACUCGCCGUAACGGAAAGUUUGAACUUUUCUCCCACCGCCGCCGCCGCUCGGGCUCGCACCGUGCCGGCUCCCCGGCUUUGUUCCGCCACAGCAGCCGCCGAGUCCGCCGCCGAUACAUGCAGGAAUAAUAAACUACCAGCCGCUGCGCUUUUUAUUGUUAUCCGCUGAAGAGGGGAACCCCGGGCUUGUGUUCGCUGAGUGGAGUGAGAGAAUGGCGGCCAACAUGUACCGAGUAGGAGAUUAUGUGUAUUUUGAGAACUCGUCCAGCAACCCCUACCUGAUCCGCAGAAUAGAAGAACUAAACAAGACGGCCAAUGGAAAUGUAGAAGCCAAAGUGGUGUGUCUCUUCAGGAGGAGAGAUAUAUCUGGCAAUCUAAACACACUUGCAGACAGCAAUGCCAGAGACUUUGAGGAGGAGUCCAAGCAGCCACCAAUCACUGAACAACAGAAACACCAGCUUAAACACAGAGAACUGUUCCUGUCCCGACAGUUUGAGUCUCUUCCUGCCACACACAUUCGGGGGAAGUGUAACGUCACACUUCUGAAUGAGACUGAUGUUUUAACAAGCUACCUAGAGCGAGAGGACUGUUUUUUCUACUCAUUGGUAUUUGACCCAGUCCAGAAGACCCUGCUGGCUGACCAGGGCGAGAUCAGGGUGGGCUCCAAAUACCAGGCUGAAAUCCCUGACAAAUUGGCUGAAGGUGAAUCAGACAAUCGAGUACAGGAGAAACUGGAGACGAAGGUGUGGGACCCAGAUAACCAACUGAAGGACUCUCAGAUAGAUCAGUUUCUGGUGGUGGCUCGGGCUGUGGGGACGUUUGCCCGUGCAUUAGACUGCAGCAGCUCUAUUCGCCAGCCAAGCCUGCACAUGAGCGCAGCAGCUGCGUCCAGAGACAUUACGCUGUUCCAUGCUAUGGACACACUGCAGAAGAAUGGCUAUGACCUGGCCAAGGCCAUGUCCACACUGGUGCCACAGGGCGGGCCUGUGCUGUGCCGGGACGAGAUGGAGGAGUGGAGUGCCUCGGAGGCCAUGCUGUUCGAAGAAGCGCUGGAGAAAUACGGAAAAGACUUCAAUGACAUUCGCCAAGAUUUUUUGCCCUGGAAGUCGUUAGCUAGUGUGGUUCAGUUCUACUACAUGUGGAAGACCACGGACCGUUACAUCCAGCAGAAAAGACUGAAGGCAGCAGAAGCAGACAGUAAACUGAAACAGGUUUACAUCCCCACCUACACCAAACCCAAUCCCAACCAGAUCAUGGCUCCUGGUAACAAGCCUGGCAUGAACGGAGCCGCAGGUUUUCAGAAAGGCCUGUGCUGCGAGAGCUGCCACACUGCCCAAUCACCUCAGUGGUAUGCAUGGGGACCUCCCAACAUGCAGUGUCGACUCUGCGCCUCUUGCUGGAUUUACUGGAAGAAGUAUGGUGGGCUGAAGACCCCAACACAGUUAGAGGGAGCUACAAGAUCUGGCUCGGAUGCAGCCCCACGUGGUCACAUGACUCGUCAGGAAGUGCAGGGCAUGUCCCCGUUCACCAGCAGCGCCGGCAGAGCAAAGCUAUUGGCUAAGAACCGGCAGACAUUUAUUCUGCAGACCACCAAGCUGACCCGCAUCGCCCGGCGUGUAUGCCAGGACAUCCUGCAGUCUCGUCGGGCUGCCCGGCGCCCUUACGCAUCCAUUAAUGCCAAUGCUGUCAAAGCAGAGUGUAUGAUAAGACUCCCAAAAGCAUCAAAGAAUGCUAUAAAGAACCGCCCUAUUCCACGACCAUCCCUCGUCAACAUAGUAAAAGAACUUGCUGUCCAGGCUCCUCUUAAACUCAAAGCUCCCCGUGGUGCUCCCACCCCUAUCAACCGUAACCAGGCAAGCCAACCCCGCAGCGCCCCUGCCCUGCUUGGGAAGAGGCCCUUUGAUAGUGGAAGUUAUGUGGGAGGGCACCCCUUUUCCACCAAUGGGAGGCCAUUUAUGUCCAGCAUGAGAACAACUUCCCAGUCAGUAAUAAAGCGUCAGAGAGUCAGCCAUGGAGAUGCCCCCAAUCCUGUAGUGUUUGUGGCUACUAAAGAAACCAGAGCACUAAGGAAACACCUGACCCAAGCAGAGAUGCGGCGGGCAGCUAGGAAACCAAACAUCCCCGUCAGGGUGAAAAUUCCUCUGCCUCCACGGCCACUUCCUGUACCCAUCCUGCCCUCCAGUACCAGCGAGCCAAUUGUACUGGAGGACUAAAGCACCUUUCUGUUAGGCCACAUCCCCUGCCAUCACACGUCAAAUCCCACCAUGUUUAGAUGUUUUUCUCUCUUUUCUUCUCUUACUACCCACCAAAACCUGAUUUCGCAAACCCUCAUUCACAUCAACUUACUGUUUUACUCUCACUCUCUCUUGCUCUCUGUCUAUAUAUCUAUCUCUUUGUCUGUCUGUCUGUCUGUCUGUCUGUCUGUCUGUUUCUGUCUGUUUGCUUGUCCAUCUCUCUUAUUCUCUGGUGCUGUUUCUCACUCUCGCUCUGUCAGCAAACACGCAUACAGACACUCAGACCAGCGUAAGCCCCACACAUCUCACUGCAGCAGGCUUUGGGCAUGGACUUUGUAGUGUUUUAUUCCAGUGUUAUGGUUUAAUUUUUCCCCCUCCUCUCCCUCCCUUUCCUCUUUUUUUAAUGGCAAAUAUUUUUAACUGUGUAAUUUAAAUCAGAUAAUGCUCAACAUGAAAUAAUGGUGAUAAAGCACACUUUAUUUUUUCCUCCAGGUCGAUCUUUAUUUGUGUAAAUAUUAACAUUUUUCAGGAGUGUUAUCUUUAAUGCUGGGUUUAGAAGGGGAGGGAAGGGAUCUGAAUUAGGGGUUUGUGGCAUGUCUCUUUUUUCAUCUUUCUUUUUUUCUUUGGUCCAAAAAAAAAAAAGAAAAAU